CAUCCCUGGAGAGGAAACAAUGGCAAUCUCAUCUCCCCUUUUGCUCUCCCUCUUCGUCCUUGUGCUUCCUAUCGUACCUAAUUCGCUUGCUCAAUCCAACAGUAAUAUAACCCUGGGCUCCACCCUCACCCCGGUCGGUGGCACCACCUCCUGGCCCUCCCCCUCCGGGGACUUCGCCUUCGGCUUCCGCCCCCUCGACACCGACCCCAACCUCUUCCUCCUCGCCAUCUGGUUCGACAAGAUACCCAACAAGACCACUGUUUGGUACCCCGGCGGCACCCAGCCAGUACAGCCGGUACAGUCCGGAUCCAAACUGCAGUUCACUUCCGACGGGUACCUCUCCCUCGUGGACCAAGCUGGUCAAGAGGUAUGGACCGGCGGAACGAGUAGCACCGUCACCUACGCCGCCAUGCUCGACACAGGCAACUUCGUGCUCGCCAACUCUGACGGGUCUUUCUCAUGGCGGAGUUUUGACCAUCCCUCUGACACCGUGUUGCCUUCCCAAGUACUCGGCCUGGGUAGCGUGCUCCAAGCCCGGCUAAUGGAUACCAACUAUUCGGCCGGGAGGUUUAUUCUCAACGUCCAACAGGAUGGAAAUCUCGUGUUCUACCCCGUCGUGCAGCCCUCGGGAUACUCGUACGAUCCAUACUGGGCAAGCAGCACCGUUGGGAACGGAACGCAGUUGGUCUACAACGAGACGGGCAGCAUCUACCUGGCUCUCGCGAACGGCAAAAACUUCCAAGUUGUCUCCGCGGGGAGCAAGCCGAUGUCUAUGUUCUACCAAAGAGCAACACUUGAUCCGGACGGGGUCCUCCGGCAAUAUGUGUAUCCAAAGAACGGCACAAACAGAGGGUGGUCGGUGGUGGACCUCCAACCUCCGGACAUCUGUCAGGCGAUGUUCACGAAAACUGGGAGUGGCGUCUGCGGGUUCAACAGCUUCUGCAAGUUAAACGGGAAUCAGAGCGUGGAUUGCGAGUGCCCGCCUCACUAUUCCUUCCUGGAUCCGAGCCGAAAAUAUAAAGGUUGUAUGCCCAAUUUCCCGGUGCAGAAUUGUUAUGCAGAGGGGACAGAGGCGGAUCAGGGAUUGUUCGACAUGGUUGAGCUGAAAAAUGUAGAUUGGCCUUUGGCAGAUUAUGAGCAUUACCAACCCCUCAGUAAUGACCUCUGUCGGAACAAUUGCUUGAGCGAUUGCUUUUGCGCUGUUGUGGUGUAUAAUGAUCAGGACUGCUGGAAGAAGAAGCUCCCCAUGUCCAAUGGAAAGGUCGGCAAUUACGUCCAAAGAACACUUCUAAUCAAAGUACCCAAAGGGAACACUUCACAGAUACAACCAACAAUGAGCAAAAAGAAUGAUAAAAAGACUUGGAUCUUGGUGGGUUCUGUGCUUUUAGGGAGCUCUGCAUUUGUAAACCUUCUUCUCAUCUCCAUAAUCAUUUUCAUCUCCUUCUACCCCUCCCACAUGCGAAGGAAUGAGAAGCCAGGUCCUGACCCGAGCACGAUUGGGCUUGGUCUCCGCUGCUUUACCUACGGAGAGCUCGAGAAAGCGACAAACGGGUUCAGUGAGGAGGUCGGCAGCGGGGCCUCCGGUGUGGUAUACAAAGGAUACUUGCAUGGCGAAGGCGACACUUGUAUCGCAGUCAAGAAAAUUGACAAGGUCUUACGUGAGACCGAAAAGGAGUUCGCCGUUGAAAUGCAGACGAUCGGGAAGACCCACCACAAGAACCUCGUCCGACUGCUCGGGUAUUGCAAUGAAGGAAAAGAGCGGCUUCUAGUCUACGAGUUCAUGAGCAACAGAUCAUUGACGGAAUUCCUUUUCAAAGGUCCGAGGCCUGAUUGGAACCGUCGAGUCCAGAUAGCACUAGGGGUCGCAAGGGGCCUGCUCUACUUGCAUGAAGAGUGCAGCACUCAGAUCAUCCACUGUGAUAUAAAGCCUCAAAACAUACUCCUUGACGGAAACUUUGUCGCGAAGAUCUCGGACUUCGGCCUGGCAAAGCUUCUUAAGACGGACCAAACUCAGACGAACACCGGCAUCAGAGGGACUCGAGGGUACGUUGCGCCCGAGUGGUUCAGGAACUUGGGAAUCACAUCCAAGGUGGACGUCUACAGUUUUGGGGUCAUUUUACUGGAAAUCAUAUGUUGCAGAAGGAACGUGGAAGCAGAGAUUGAAGAUGAGGAGAAGGCAAUACUGACAUACUGGGUGAACGACUGCUACAGAGAAGGGAAGGUGGAAUUGGUGGUGGAUGGCGACGAAGAAGCCAUGGCCGACAUGAAGAGGGUGGAGAAGUUCGUAACGGUGGCCUUGUGGUGCGUACAAGAGGAGCCAUCGUUGAGGCCUACAAUGCUAAAGGUAACGCAGAUGCUCGAUGGAGCCACUGACGUUCCCAUGCUCCCUGAACCUUCCUACAAUUUCAAUUUAGUCCGGUAACUAAGCACAAGCUGUAGAUAUUUGGUGCUACUUCUGCUAUCGCCUGAAAUGUCUCAGAGUUAGAGCUAACUAUAAUCAUGAGGGCUUCAAUAUUAAGACAUGAAUGGUACGAUCAAGUCUUGAAUAAAUGCAAAGUAGGUCGGGUUAAUUAAGCAUCCUUUAGCUGCUUCUGAUCUAGAAUGUAAUGAAAGCUAGUACUAUGUUGUGUUUUUUUCCAAUAUCAGUAAAUUUGCUUGUUAGAUCUUA
Molecule: messenger RNA, 2668 nt
Organism: Ananas comosus (pineapple)
Lineage: Eukaryota; Viridiplantae; Streptophyta; Magnoliopsida; Poales; Bromeliaceae
Product: G-type lectin S-receptor-like serine/threonine-protein kinase LECRK3
Exons: 1
Coding region: 20-2422 (800 amino acids)
Biological process (GO): protein phosphorylation
Molecular function (GO): protein serine/threonine kinase activity; ATP binding
Source: RefSeq, a predicted model, not a curated record